This is a messenger RNA of Penaeus vannamei (Pacific white shrimp), 312 nucleotides long. The record is from RefSeq and is a predicted model, not a curated record. Lineage: Eukaryota; Metazoa; Arthropoda; Malacostraca; Decapoda; Penaeidae.
AUGCUAACACUUGAACUGCUCAAGCUUGGGAUACUGACACUUGAACUUCUCGAGAUUGGGAUGCCAAUAUUUGAACUAUUUAAGCUUGGGAUGCUAAUACUUGAACUGCUCAAGCUUGGGAUACUGACACUUGAACUUCUCGAGAUUGGAUCUUGGAUACUGACAAAUGAACUACUCAAACUUGGGAUGCUAACACUUGAACUGCUCAAGCUUGGGAUACUGACACUUAAACUUCUCGAGAUUGGAAUGCCAAUAUUUGAACUAUUUAAGCUUGGGAUGCUAACACUUGAACUGCUGAAGCUUGGAUACUGA